UACAAUUGAAAAUAAAAUUUCUCAAUUUUAGAGCAUAAAAGAUAAAGUUUGCUACAACCUAAAGCACACAUAUUCCGAGCACAACAAAGUUUGCAAUAACUGAAAAGAAAGCAGGCAUAUUCCAGUGCAACUCCUGCAGGAUAACAAAAGCAAGAAGCAAUGCAAACUGGGAAAUCUCCACCCCCUGUGAAAUGGAUACAUUUCGCGCAGUUUCUGCUGCUUGUCUCUGUUGCCUGUGAAGAGAAGAGUGCACGCACGCACAAGCACUUAACAAAAGCAUGUUGCCUUAUGCGGUGGUGGAGUUCCAAAAUGGCGGACUGGCGGUAAUAUCCACGAAGUGGUUUACAGGCCCGGAAGAAGAAGAAUGCUACUGGCCACCCCCGAAAACCAACUUCACAAGGGCAGCAAUAAAGGAACGAGAUCCUUCCAGUGACUGGAUAACCUUCAAAGUCACAGUGAGGAGAAAAGCUGCAACAUAUGAAAGUGCACAUGCAAAAUUAAUGCAAGAGGAACGUAGACAUACUGACGUAGGUACAGAGCCUGAGUGUUCGGACAGUAUGGGCCGGGGGAAGCGAAGAAAGCGGCCAGUUGUCAUGUCCAGCGAGGAUGAGGAGAAUGAUGACAUCCAUCCUCUUCCUCCUCCACCCGGGGCUCUGCGAACGCCUCCACCUCUUCCUCCUCCACCCGGGGCUCUGCGAACGCCUCCACCUCUUCCUCCUCCACCCGGGGCUCUGCGAACGCCUCCACCUCUUCCUCCUCCACCCGGGGCUCUGCGAACGCCUGCAGAGACGCCUGCAGCUGCCGAGUCUUUCAUCCCAAGACAAAAUAUUUGGGAUGGCAUGUUUCGGCAUAUUUUGAGACUACUGGAGGACCUGAAAGACACUCAAGUGGAACAUGGGAGAAUUCUCCAGGCCCUCAUGCAAAAUCGUCAAAACAUGCCUGACCUAAUUCGCACCACUCCUGAAGGUUUCCCCCUAAAGACAAUGACUGAUCUAAUGUCCAUGGAGGAGAAACUGCAAGACCCCACCUUCAUGGCAGAACUGAUUGCAGCUGUGGCUGACAUUGGAGGGGCCACUGUUGACGGGGCCACCCGCCGUAUGAUGGCCUUCCUCCUUGAACACAAGUUUUCAAGAGAGUUCAACUUCUUGGGAAGAAAUGGCAAGAGGGGCUUCAAGCCCCUCAAGCUGUUUGAAGUCGUUUAUGGAGCUUUGAAGAAGAACACGAUGACUCAUACAAUCACAAGGAAGGAUGCGGAGAAGGCAGUCUCCAAAUGGCUCAUUGGGGCUAGGGACGGGGGGGGGGGGGGGGGGGAAUAG
Molecule: messenger RNA, 1316 nt
Organism: Neoarius graeffei (lesser salmon catfish)
Lineage: Eukaryota; Metazoa; Chordata; Actinopteri; Siluriformes; Ariidae
Product: afadin-like
Exons: 6
Coding region: 279-1316 (345 amino acids)
Source: RefSeq, a predicted model, not a curated record